AUGGUACAAAAGGUUAUUGUCAACUUGGCUGAAAACACCCCCAAUGGCAGUUCCGAACUCAAAUGGCGCCUAAAAAUUGACUCCAGCCAGGAUACAACUGACAUGGUUGAGGCUGUCAAACUAGGCAAUCUGCUGAAGCGUCUCUGGGCAACCCCUAAUGCGAUCCGUGCGAUCAAGAUUGUUAGCCCCAAGGGAGCAGGCAAAAACUAUAAGUACCUGAAUAACAAUGCUUUUAACCCAAUGUUUAGCAAGACACAUCCGGAGAACAGAGGUAAUAAGGCACAUCCAGUCUUUGACACUGGUGCUAUCACAAACACGCUCAUAGCUCUCCGACGCGACGAUCUCGGUCUGAAGAACUGUGGACGUCAGGUGCACGAUGUCCUCAUCCGAAGAGAUGGUCUAGAAGGGUAUAUCCUGUUCGACUACAACUACUAUAAGCCGUCACACAAUCGUCCCCGCGUUGAGAGGACCUACGUUGAGCGGAAGUUCUCCAUCACGAACGGCGGCAAAACACUGUCACUUCAACCCGCCGACACCCCCGGAUUGAUGAACCUACCACAGCACCUCAAGAUCCGGCUUUUCGAAUCGCUUUGUCUCGCUAAAGGGUUUCUUGACCCCUGGCGAAGUACAGUCACCGUCGAUCUGGACCAAAAGACUACAGUAGGCGCAACUCCAGUGCUGGAAUCGGUAUCGCAACAUCUGCGAUCGGAGUGCUACUAUCGCUUCUGGCUGGCCAAUAUGAUCUCAGUCAAGAUGCGGAGUACGGAUGUGAAAACAGACUUCGACCACUUCGACAAACUAUGCGUCUUCUGCUGUACCGCGUCUACUCCACGCGAGCCCUGGAGGAUGAGCAACAGACGUAAAGGAAUCCGCGACCUGGAGUUUCUACUUCAGUUCAACGUUUCGCUCGCACCCAAACUCGAUGAUUUGCGUGUCAACGUACUCGAUUUCCUACGCGUGACGUCGUACCUCGAUAGCCGCGAUAGGAAAAUCACGUUCCAGAUCGGCGAUACAAACGACAAGGCGUCUGUCUCCUUAGCACACCUCCGCACAUGCGCACUCAUCGCCCUGACCGAGUUUCAACAAGCGUACAAGCGCACCCGCCCAGACACUAAGCGCUGUCCCAACAUAUGGGUCAACGGCUACGGGCGUAUCGUGUGCGUUGAAGGGCCAGGCGGCAAAUCUAUCAACCCAUCGGAGGCCAUACAGCGACAUGUGUCGCGUGAAAAGGGCGGCGAAGAUGUGAUUGUUAUCAACCGUGAGUUUCGCAAGAAAUACAGCGGGAACACAGGAGAUGGGGAUUCUGCGACACCCCCAGGCCGGUCUUUCGAUGAUUUUGUUUGCAGUGGAUGA
This is a messenger RNA of Alternaria ventricosa, 1353 nucleotides long. RefSeq lists its product as uncharacterized. The coding region runs from base 1 to 1353 and encodes 450 amino acids. The transcript has 2 exons. NCBI's taxonomy places the organism in Eukaryota, Fungi, Ascomycota, Dothideomycetes, Pleosporales, Pleosporaceae. The record is from RefSeq and is a predicted model, not a curated record.